Messenger RNA from Cynara cardunculus var. scolymus (artichoke), 1933 nucleotides. RefSeq names its product probable protein phosphatase 2C 5. Gene Ontology annotation, biological process: protein dephosphorylation. The transcript is spliced from 9 exons. The record is from RefSeq and is a predicted model, not a curated record. NCBI's taxonomy places the organism in Eukaryota, Viridiplantae, Streptophyta, Magnoliopsida, Asterales, Asteraceae. Gene Ontology annotation, molecular function: protein serine/threonine phosphatase activity. Bases 253 to 1506 code for a protein of 417 amino acids.
AUGUCAAAUCAGGGGGACAUUUGCCCCAAACCCAUCCCCGCGUUUCUCUCUCCUAAACCCAUAAUCUUCAUAACAAAAUCACCCAAAUUUUGUGUUUUAGGGUUUUGAGCAUUCGAUUUACCCUCUCAACUGAUCAAAUCUGGAUUGAAAUUUCGUCAAUGUUGUUUUAGUUUCUUCUAGAUCUGGUUGCACGUUCUUCAAUGUCUUCGCUGGUGUCUGACGACGGAUCAUUAUGACAAUCUGUAGUGUAAAAUGAACGAAAAGGAGACUUUCAGGAUGAAAACGAAGCCACCUCUUGUACCGCUUGGGACUCUGAUUAGGCGUGAGCUUAGGCAUGGGAAUGUAGAGAAACCUACCGUCAAUCAUGGACAGGCCGCACUGGCAAAGAAAGGGGAGGAUUAUUUCUUGAUCAAGCCUGAUUGCCAGAGAAUUCCUGGGAAUCCGUCAACAUCUUUCUCAGUUUUUGCGAUAUUUGAUGGGCAUAAUGGUAUAUCAGCUGCCAUAUUUGCAAAGGAAAAUUUGUUGAACAAUAUUUUAAGUGCGAUUCCUCAAGGAUGUGGCCGUGAAGAGUGGCUUCAAGCACUUCCUAGAGCAUUGGUUGCAGGGUUUGUAAAAACUGACAUAGAGUUUCAACAGAAAGGUGAGACAUCUGGGACAACUGUUACAUUCGUUGUGAUUGAUGGGUGGACCAUAACUGUUGCUUCUGUUGGGGAUUCACGAUGCAUACUGGACACGCAAGCUGGUGUGGUAUCACUAUUGACAGUUGAUCAUAGGCUUGAAGAGAACGUUGAAGAAAGGGAGCGAGUGACAGCGAGUGGGGGUGAAGUAGGACGCCUUAAUAUUUUUGGAGGGGAUGGGGUUGGUCCGCUUCGCUGUUGGCCUGGUGGGUUGUGCCUCUCAAGGUCUAUUGGCGAUACAGAUGUUGGGGAGUUUAUUGUCCCAAUACCUCACGUCAAGCAAGUCAAGCUCUCAAAUUCUGGGGGGAGACUUAUAAUUGCUUCUGAUGGUAUCUGGGAUGCUUUGUCAUCUGACGUGGCUGCUCAAUCUUGCCGUGGAUUGCCUGCAGAACUUGCUGCCAAGCUUGUUGUCAAGGAGGCUCUUAGGUCACGUGGACUAAAAGAUGACACAACCUGCCUGGUUGUUGAUAUCAUCCCAUUAGGCUAUCCAGUCCUGCCUCCAACACCCAGAAAGAAACAAAAUCUUCUCACUUCACUCAUUCUCGGAAAGAAAUUUCAGAACUCUAUUAAUAAAGCACCAAAUAAGCUUUCAGCUGUUGGGGUAGUAGAGGAACUAUUUGAAGAAGGUUCUGCAAUGCUUGCAGAAAGGCUGGGAAAAGAUUUGGCUUUAAACUCAAACUCAGGAAUGUUUAGAUGCGCAGUUUGUCAAGCGGAUCAUGAUGAUGUAUCUGGAACACCAUCAUCACAUUCACAGCCGUGGGAAGGACCGAUGUUAUGUUCAAAGUGUCGGAGAAAGAAAGAUGCAAUGGAAGGGAAAAGGUCAACGUAAUCUGCUACAGCUACUGCUACUGCUACUGCUGCAACUAAGCUUUAUGUUUUGGAAGCGCGGCAUGAAACUUGAGCCCGGAUUGCCUUUAUCACACAAGGCAUAGGAUCGUGUAAGAGAUUUGGACCCUUGAUCAUCUUUAAUCUCAAACCUACUCAUGAAUUUCGCUUGAUACGGGGAUUAAUCUGGACAUCUCAUCUUAAUGUGCAUCUAAAGAUGGAGUUCCUAACCUAACCCUAAUCGUCCUUUUUCAAAAGAAAAACAAUUAAUUCAAGAAGCGCAAAGUUUAAAUGCUCGAUGAUUUUAGUAUUCAUAUACGAGUGCAAACCGUUAUUGGUUUUGAGUUUGUUCGUUUCUUGGAUUGAUCUUGACGCGUUUUCUACUUGUUUGCUUUGGCUGUGAUCCAUGUAUUGUAAGCAUGCAUUAACCA